Messenger RNA from Neocloeon triangulifer, 717 nucleotides. RefSeq lists its product as uncharacterized. The coding region runs from base 158 to 637 and encodes 159 amino acids. The transcript has 3 exons. Lineage: Eukaryota; Metazoa; Arthropoda; Insecta; Ephemeroptera; Baetidae. The record is from RefSeq and is a predicted model, not a curated record.
ACGUUGAGAAUCACAUUUAUAUGUGCGCAUCUUUCUCCCUCCGACCCUUCCCACAAAGGUCAAGAGCUGUGUGAUGCUCAAUUAUGGUUAAUUUAGUCCUAGCCCCUUAGUUAUGCAACAGAGCAGAUCAACUACGUGAUUUUUAUCAGUACUCAAAAUGCUUCGGAACCUGCUGCUUGCAUGCUUCUUCACCAACAUCGCCCUUGGCUUUGUCGAUGACGGGCAGCUCUCUUUCAGGAACAAAACUUACAUCAUUGGCAGCAAAAAGAUGUCAUGGGACAAAGCGUUCACUUACUGCGCUGAAAAGGGGAUGCACUUGCUAAACCUUGAAAACACCAUCCAGAACAAUCACAAGUGGCUGACUAAUUACUUAGAUGUUAAGACAAAACUAGCCGAUAUGCGAGAUGACCUGGUGCCUCCGUAUUGGGUCUCGGCCGCUUGCGACGCACAAAGCAGCAUCAUCAAAUGGGUCACUCCUGACGUGCAUCCGUGGCUGCAAAUUGAACCAAUUCCUUGCUCCGUGCCAAAGAAAGAGGACCGCAUUUGCGUCACCAUCUACAACAACCGCUCCGACGGCCACCACGGCUUCACUUUUGAACCCUGCAUCAGUCGCUUCAGUUUUAUUUGCGAGAAUUAAUUAAUUAGACUAAUUAUGCGUGUAAACUUGAUUUAAUGUUCGGAAAAUAAAUUAUCCACUUUUCUCUAUUUUUAGAGUGA